UUUUUUUUUUGGGUCGCGCGGUCGGCGCUAACGGCCCUUCAGAUCCUGCCUGGCAACACAAACCGGUAUCAGAUAUAGCGAAGAAGGUCAUAUGGCGUCUCGAACAAGAGAGAUAUGCCCUCACCGAAGGCAAACUUUACCACUUGGGAGAACAGCUACCUGAUUAUUAUGGAGGCGAUCCACGGACAAUCGGCUACAAGAAACUCGAAGAACUUCGCGGCGAAGCGGCGAAAUGCUUCUUCGGAACCGAUAUGUUCUUUGUCAAGGAGACCGACUUUCUCCCUAUCGUCCCUACCAUACCUCACCUUCGCGAUAUCAAGUUAUCCAUCUGCUACUGCGAACUUCCAGAGCACGAGUCUUCCCUCGCAACGUGGAGUACUCCGGCAAAAUGGAAGCAGGAUCCCGAUGCGGAGAGCCGCGGACCGUUUGCGCCACGGUACAAGUAUUACGUGAACGGGCAACUAGUGGGCGAGGACAGACCCAGGCAGUAUCAGCCCAGCAAAAGCCCGUUUCCCGAGCACAGGGUGCCGCGAAGAGGCGGACUGGUCGCAGUGACGCCAGACGAGCCCGAUUACGCGCGCCUCUGCGUCGAGCAGGGACUCGCUCACCUGCUUACCGACCAGCAAAAGCAGUCCGUACUGGAGGGCGCCCACCUAACGCCGAGAAGCAUGACGUCGAACGAACCACCCGACUAUACCGGGGAGAAUUUGUCGCCGUCGACGGAAUCGCCGAGUACGACGCAGGUCAACGGCAUCAAGAGCGGCGACGGAUCUCCGGAAAGGCUGCCCGUCAACGGGAUCAACGGGGACGAUUCGGGAGGACAUUGAAUCACCCUCUCGCCCCCUUCGCUAUCGUGGCGGCUGCCCUCGCCACGGCAGGAUUCUAAGGCACCGACUCGCCCGAUGCUGGCUUUUUUUCUCCGCGCCCAGGCGGUUCUCGUUGUGAUGGUGGCGGAUUCUCCUAUGUUUUGUCGGGGCUGACGAACAGGGCAUUUUUCCUCAAACGGACGGUCGUCCGCGUAUACCACAAUGUACGUAGCUUCACGGAUGGAGUUCCCGGCUCUGGAAUUGGCACGAGCGCUUUCUACGAUUACCCAGCUGUACUCGCUUUUGGAUGCCGGUUCAAGACAUUUGCUCUCCGGCCUGCUGUCAGCGUAUAU
Messenger RNA from Durotheca rogersii, 1159 nucleotides. RefSeq lists its product as uncharacterized. The record is from RefSeq and is a predicted model, not a curated record. NCBI's taxonomy places the organism in Eukaryota, Fungi, Ascomycota, Sordariomycetes, Xylariales, Xylariaceae. The transcript is spliced from 2 exons. The coding region runs from base 233 to 886 and encodes 217 amino acids.